AAUAUCUAUCCUUUUUGCUUUCAAAUAUACCCUUCUUCAGGAAAUGGGCUAGGUAUUGAAUACUCACACAUACGACUAAGUAAUCAUACGAACAACGAAUCUUCUUUCUAAGAAAGUAGGACAUGUGUUGAAUAUUCACAUGAUACGAUUUACGUGCAGUGCAGCGGAUCCAUUCUCAAAAUUUUGCAUUCAACCAUGAAAAGAAACACCAUGAAUCUCGAUUCUGAUUUGCUUGAUUUCAUGCCUUUCCUCCAAAGGGUUCUGAUUCGUUUGGCUAUAAGAAAUCUGUCCUUAUCUUUGGCUAUCUCUAUCUUUUCCUCACUCACUCAUAAAAUAUGGAAUAGCUUUUCUUUUUCUCUCUCUCUCUCUCUCUCUCUCUCUCUCUCUCAUAAUGGAUCUCUUCUCUCUACAGUCCCUCUUCAUCUUCCUCCUCUUCUCCCUCCGCCUCUAUCUCUACUUCAAACCCACAACCAAAAAAACAGGAUUCACCUCCUACCCUUUCGUCGGAACCCUACCAGAAUUCCUCCAAAACCGCCACCGCUUUCUCGAAUGGACGACCCAAGUCCUCAGCCACACCCCCACCAACACCGCCGUAUUCCGCCGCCCCGGAAAAGUUCACGGCAUCAUCACAGCCAACCCUCUCAACGUCGAACACAUGCUCAAAACCAACUUCGACAAUUACCCAAAAGGCGAUCGCUUCAUCUCUCUCUUAGAAGACUUCCUCGGCCGUGGCAUCUUCAACUCCGAUGACGAUCUCUGGAAGUUACAGAGAAAGACGGCGAGCUUCGAAUUCAAUACAAAAUCGCUCCGUAACUUCGUCAUGGAUAUCAUCAAAGAAGAAAACCAGAGUAGAUUGAUUCCACAAUUGAUAAGAGCUGCUGAGUUCGAUCAAAUUCUGGAUAUGCAAGAUGUGUUAGAGAGAUUCGCGUUUGAUAACGUCUGUAAGCUUGCUUUCAACACCGACCCUGGUUGUCUCGGCGGCGACGCCACCGCCGGAAAAGAAUUCAUGCAAGCCUUUGAGGAUGCUGCCACGCUCAGCGCCGGCAGGUUCAUGUAUGCCCUACCUCAUCUUUGGAGACUAAAGAAAAUCCUCAAUUUGGGAUCAGAGAAAAAGUUAAAAGAAUCCAUCUCAACCGUCCAUAGCUUCGCUGAUAAGAUCAUACGUCAGAUGGAGGAUAAGCAAGACUCUGCUGACCUACUUUCACGUUUCAUGGGAAACGAGUCCCCCGAGUUUAACGAUUCCAAAUCGGCCGAGUUUUUACGUGAUAUCGUCAUAAGCUUCAUACUUGCUGGACGAGACACCACGUCAUCAGCCCUCUCGUGGUUAUUCUGGCUCCUGGCGUCACGAGAAGACGUGAAGCGUAACAUUCUUGAAGAGCUGAAAGCGAUACGGACACGUAACGGGAAAGAUAUCGGUGAUACGUACAGCUUCGAUGAGUUACGACAGAUGCAGUAUCUGCACGCGGUGAUUUCAGAGGCGAUGAGGCUUUAUCCUCCGGUGGCUAUCGACACGAAGGUGUCCCUGAAAGAUGACGUUUUACCGGAUGGUACAUUUGUUGCGAAAGAUUGGUUCAUAUCGUAUAAUACGUAUGCGAUGGGGAGGAUGGAGAGUAUAUGGGGGAAGGAUUGUAUGAAGUUUAAGCCGGAAAGGUGGUUGGAGAACGGUAUGUGUCGGCAAGAAAGUCCGUUUCGGUUUCCGGUGUUUCAUGCCGGGCCCAGAAUUUGUUUGGGAAGGGAUAUGGCGUUUAUACAGAUGAAAUCGAUUGCUGCAGUGGUGCUGGAGAGAUUCGAGAUGAACGUGCUUGAUAAAGACACAUGUCCUGGUUAUGUGUUGUCUUUGACGCUGAGGAUGAAAGGAGGGUUGCGGGUUAAAGUUAGGGAGAGAUCUGUGGACGUUAUUUGAUUGAUAGUUUCCAAAUAUGGAAGGUAUCUUGUCCAUCUUUUGUGCCAUCGAGAUUUGACGUGUAUCAAAUAAGGCAAAGAGGUUUGUCUCAAUUGCCAACUAAAUGAAAUAGUUUACAUA
This is a messenger RNA of Macadamia integrifolia, 2023 nucleotides long. RefSeq names its product cytochrome P450 94B3. The record is from RefSeq and is a predicted model, not a curated record. Lineage: Eukaryota; Viridiplantae; Streptophyta; Magnoliopsida; Proteales; Proteaceae. Gene Ontology annotation, molecular function: iron ion binding; oxidoreductase activity, acting on paired donors, with incorporation or reduction of molecular oxygen; monooxygenase activity.